AUGGCUUUCAUGGUAAAACAUAUGCUUGGAAAUCAACUCAAGGAUCUGACUGGGGGUUUGGCAGAGGAAAAACCAGAAGGUGAGAAGUCUGAAGCCGCGGCAAAAGGCAUGACCCAAGAGGAGUUUGAACAAUAUCAACAACAGUUGGAGGAGGAGAAAAUGGAGAGAGAUGCUAGUUUUGCUCAGAAGAAAGCAGAGAGGGCCACAGUGAGGACUCAUUUCAGGGAAAAGUACAGGCUGCCAAAGAGUGAACUGGAUGAGACUCAGAUCCAGCAGGCAAAGGAUGAUGUGGAGUUGCCCACAGAACUGGCGAAGAUGAUCGCCGAUGACAACGAGGAGGAAGAGCACAAGCAUUCUGUCUUGGGUCAGCUGACCAACAUUCAGAACGUGGAUCUUGAUCAGCUGAAGGACAAGGCUCAGGCCACCAUCGAAGACCUCAAACAGUCUGCUGAGAAAUGUGAGGUCAUGUGA
This is a messenger RNA of Chanos chanos (milkfish), 471 nucleotides long. It is a transcript of the gene cplx3a, whose product is annotated as complexin 3a. Gene Ontology annotation, cellular component: SNARE complex; terminal bouton. Bases 1 to 471 code for a protein of 156 amino acids. Gene Ontology annotation, biological process: neurotransmitter transport; synaptic vesicle exocytosis; regulation of neurotransmitter secretion. Lineage: Eukaryota; Metazoa; Chordata; Actinopteri; Gonorynchiformes; Chanidae. Gene Ontology annotation, molecular function: syntaxin binding. The record is from RefSeq and is a predicted model, not a curated record. The transcript has 3 exons.